Molecule: messenger RNA, 3874 nt
Organism: Nothoprocta perdicaria
Lineage: Eukaryota; Metazoa; Chordata; Aves; Tinamiformes; Tinamidae
Gene: YOD1
Product: YOD1 deubiquitinase
Exons: 2
Coding region: 1-903 (300 amino acids)
Biological process (GO): protein deubiquitination; endoplasmic reticulum unfolded protein response
Cellular component (GO): cytosol; nucleus
Molecular function (GO): cysteine-type deubiquitinase activity
Source: RefSeq, a predicted model, not a curated record
AUGCUGCGGCUGCGCUGCAAGGCCCGCAGCGGCUCGCACGCCCUGGGCGGCCUCACGGCGCACUCCCGCCUGCGCGACAUGCAGGCCGCGCUCGCCGCGCUCACCGGCGUGCCCGCCGCCGCGCAGCGCCUCCUGCUCGGCUUCCCGCCGCGGCACAUCGACCUCAGCGACGGCGAGCGCCGCCUCGGCGAGCUGGGCAUCCACUCGGGCGACACACUCAUCGUGGAAGAGGAGCCGCCGGCGCAGCGCGCGUCGCCGCCGCUCGCCAAGAGGGCCAUGGGCAGCCCGGCAGCGCCCGUGCUGGCCCGCCGCGUCGUCCCCGCCGACAACUCCUGCCUCUUCACCAGCGUCUCCUACGUGGUGGAGGGCGGCGUUUUCGACGCCGCCUGCGCGCCCGAGAUGCGCGGCCUCAUAGCCCACAUCGUGGCCAGCGACCCCGAGGCCUACAGCGAGGCCGUGCUGGGCAAGACCAACCAGGAGUACUGCGAGUGGAUCCGCAAGGAGGAGACCUGGGGAGGCGCCAUCGAGGUGUCCAUCUUGUCCAAGUUCUACCAGUGCGAGAUCUGUGUAGUGGACACACAGACGGUCCGGAUCGACCGCUUUGGGGAAGACGCUGGUUACACCAAGCGGGUGCUUUUAAUCUACGACGGGAUUCACUACGACCCCCUGGAGCGCAGAAUCCCCGACUCGGACGUUCCCCCGCAGACCAUCUUCUCCACGGCCGACGACGUGGUGCUGGCGCAGGCGCUGGAGCUGGCGGACGAAGCCAGGCGCAAGAGGCAGUUCACCGACGUCAACCGCUUCACGCUGAGGUGCAUGGUGUGCCAGAAGGGACUGACGGGCCAAGCGGAAGCCCGGGAACACGCCAAGGAGACGGGUCACACCAACUUCGGGGAAGUGUGACCCCCUCCCCGGGGGUGGUGGCAGCUCCUACCUCACAGGUCCGGAAUUAAAUUCUGGGUUAUCACAUAAGCUGUAUGUAAUCGUAAAAUCCUGUUCGCAGAGCUUGAAAAGCGUAUUAACGUAACGAGGGCCGAGGCGCUCGGGGACGCUAGGGUAGUGCGCAGGCUGAGGGGUGCGUAUGCAAGUAGUGACUUUUCUGGCUGGUUUGAAAUAGGUUUUUUCUCGCAUGCUGAUAGAUAGUCAUUUGGCAGGUGGUCUACACUGGCAGCUAAAACCCAACCGCUGUGUACGCGAUCUGAGCUUGUUCAACACUAGAGCAGCAUUUAGCCUCUAAAUUACUUAAUUAGUCCAUCAAUAUCACAUUUUCAGGGCAGUUAAACUAGCCUACAGGUUUGGGAAACACACAUCAGCUUUACUUACACUAAGAGUUGGACUCUACACAUAAGCAGAGCCUUGUAGGGACAAGCUGCUCACUUGGUACACAAUCUUUAAAGGAAAAAAUAUACCCAAAGCUGCCCUAUAUGGUGUUACCAUCGAGAGUAGAAUGUAUUGUUUGUGUGAAGUCGUGGCUUUAGAGAAAGAACUGGCCUCUAAGCUUUAAGAUAGGCUUUUUAAAAUUAAUGAGUAGCUGGUUAACUAAUGAAUAAACUUACUAAAGCUCCAUAGGUAGUUUUUAGUUGCUUUAAAAAUAACUAGCAAGCCCUUGGUGUUUACACUGCAUCAAAACGUAGGCAUGUUUCUUGAAAUACUUGUAUUCUUGUUCAUAAUACCUUCAGUUCUGGCAAGAGGGAGUUGUGGUAAUGAGGGAAAUAAUUUACAUCUGUUCAACACACUUAGACUUCACUUGGGUAUAGCCAGUCUCCUGGCUGCAGUCUUGAUAAGCUAUACCAGACUCCCAAUACUGUAAAAAUUAGCACUUUAAGGGGUAGUUCUCAUUCUUUACAGGUAAAAAAGUGUUGCCCUUUUUAGAAGGGCAGAGUGCUUAGCCAAAAAGGAGCCUGGAAGUUUCCUAGUCUGCAUUCUGCCUUAAUGAGCCUGAUUUGUCACCGAUGACUCUUAAGCAGCAAGACUUUAAUUCUGAUAAUGAAGGGAGCAGUUGAAUUUCGUAAUAAAAUAAGCUAGGUAAACUGCCCCACUUCUGCUGUUACUCAGAAUCAGGGAUGUUGAAAGUGGUUUAACGAGUCUUACCUCACAGUGAGGAUGUGAGGCUGAGUAAUAAGUGCAUUGAGAUCCUUUAAAAGGUGCUGUAGAGGGGCAUAUUACUGGCAAGGGUUUCUCUUUGCAAUGCCUGUAACACAUACUUGCAUUAAUGGAUUUAAGCGUAUUCUUACCCUGUUCUGUUACUCAGUUACCUUCUCUGCACUGCUAUAAAUGGGGAGCAAGAACCUUCCUCCUCAAACUGAAGGGAAGUUUCUCAGUGGAAUCUGAGCUGUAGUUUCCAAGGCCUCAUUUUUAAGGCACAUUAGCUAAACUGGUGCAGCAAGAGCUUCCUUCGCCAUCAAGGGCAGAGGGUGGUUCACUGAAGUUCUCAGCUGAGACUCCCUGAUAGACCUUGAAAUACUGAGGGGAUAUUACAGAAAAUGGACUGUAGCUACACUUAAGUACAUUGCUAAAAUGAGGCAUGAAUAAUUCAAUAGAAAGAGUCGGAUCACCGAAAGCAGGAUGGACCCACGUUCAUUUAAAUUCAGUAUUAAAGUCAACAUUAGCACUGUUGGGAGUUACUUAGAGAAAACCACUUAGCUUCUCGUGUUAAGCCCCACUUUGCUUUUAGCCUAGUAGAAAAUUUUAUUUAAAAACCCCUCUAGAAGCUGAUGCUUAUAACCUAAAUACCCAACAGUUCAAAGGAGCUUGAAGAUUACACUGUUAUAACUACUUGAGAUGAAAUCCUAUCUAGGAGUGAGACCAAGAGACUAUCAAUCCUAAACUGUAUUCUCAGCUUUCGCACUGAAGAGGUGAGAUGGAGCAAGGAGAAGGAGCCGCUCCUCACCACUUACCAUCUACACAACAGACAUCGUAUCUACCUCAGAGAGGGGUAUGGGGAGACUGCCUUUGGGUGUCCCCGAAAGGAGAGGGCUGUAGAAGUCAAAGACACAUAUCGAUUGUCUGCCUCGUUUGUAAAUGUGUUGACUUUUGGGAGCAACUUGUGGGAUUUCUGUUGUUUGGCCUCACUUUGUCUAGAGAGAAACUAUAGGCUUGCGGAGUUUAGUUUUUAGCUUUGCAUCCCGAGUGGGUUUCUUAAAUCAUAUACAAAUAUUUUCCUUUCUCAAUUGCGGUAUUUUUGAUGCUACCUUAUUUAUCCAGAUUGUUUAGCUUUGCUGUAUCACAUGUGCCUGGUCAUGCCACUAACAAAGCAUAUCCGAUUCAAGGGAUAUCCAUCAACAUCACCGCUUAGAUGUCUUCUCUAGCUGUAUCAAAUAAAUCUGUUCAGUUAAGAAGUGGCAACUGAACUGCUGUGAUUCAUCUUUGUAAGAGGUCACGUUGUCAGCCUCAACAUACUUUAAAGAAAAAGUAACCUGUGGUGUUGACAAGAACUUGGAAAAGAUCUUGUGAUUCUCCUAAACUCUCCCAAGCAGAAAACAUCUGCAUCAUUUGGAAAUGUAAGUGAUGGAGUACAGUCGAAGUGCAGUCGUAAAUGUUUUGCUAGUGUCUGUUGCCAGCAUUUACCUGCAUUUAAUGAUCCAGUUAGGGAAAUAUCACAAAAAUGACAUCCCGCUGUAUGUAGAAGAGCCUUUCAAUAUCAUUAAUACACUUGCACUGAGCCGUUACUAGGUUAAUGACUGGAAGAUUAGGAAGAUAUUGGGCUGGAUGUGCUGAGGGGCUCAGGUCCUGGCAGGGAGCAGCAUCCCUGGUCCAUGCUGCUCAAGACACCUGUGGGGCUGGCCUUGUGUCCCUGCCACACAACUGUUCCCCGCACAGAUCCCAAAUAAGCACCGUUUUCCUUGCGGAAUACUCCACGAUCAAGCAGGCUCUG